AUGGUUGUACUCACAUACAAAGCCUUAAACAGUCUGGGGCCCACCAUGUACUUGAGGGACCAUCUCUCUUCAGGAAUCCCCACCACUGUUUUGCUCUGCUUGUUUUUGUGGGCCAUUUGCUAUGAUUUCAUCUGGUCGAGGAUCCCCCCUGAAUUUGAGCAUCCGCUAAAGCUUCGAGUCAUUCACUGGAUCUUGAUUAUGGUGCUCGGUGCGGGGAGAAUUUGCGAAUCACUGGGCAUUUGCAGGCAACUUGACGUCGUCCGCUAUGUGGUCGAUUUGAAGAAGACCAAGUUGGACCCAAGUCUCUUCACCAAAGACCUACUUUUCGAUGGGAUUCCAGUUCGAGUUUACCAGCCUAAGGCGCCACUUGCUGGCCGGAGGAAAGGAAUGCUUCUUUUCCAUGGAGGCGCUGGCCUCAUUGGAACUAUCGAUUUGUAUCAAGACAUCAGUAAUAACAUUGCCAAGAAUGCUGACAUAGUGCUUGUAUCUGUCGGCUACGGCUUGUCUCCUGAGCACCCGUAUCCCAGUCAGUACACGCAGUGUCUCGCAGCUACUGUGCACUUCCUGAAAAAUGCAGAGGACUAUGGAGUGGAUCCUUCCCAAGUCAUCCUCUUGGGGGACAGCGCAGGAGGCAAUAUCGCUGCUUUCAUAGCCAAAAAACUGACAGAAAGACCAGAUCUCCCCAAGCUGCGGGCUCAAGUGCUGAUCUACGCUUGUCUCCAAGGGCUGGACUUCAACUUGCCUUCUUAUAUGCAGAACGCUUGGAUGCCAAUUCUGUACCGGGAAAAUGCAGUCAAAUUUGGUCUGCAGUAUCUUAGGAAGGAUCCGGCCCUGAGAGACGAUGUCCUGAGGGGCUGUCACGUGCCAGAAGAUUUGAGGCUGAAAUACAGGAAAUGGGUGAAUGCAAAUAACAUCCCCGAAAAAUUUAAGGGCCGAGGUUACCCACCGGUGACUCUGGCUCCUCACAAGCCUCCACUUCAUGAGCAGGUGCCAGAGCUGCUGCAAGCCACCUAUUCUGCCAUUCUUUCUGAAGACCACAUCAUCAAGCAGCUCCCCGAAACGUUCAUUGUGAGCUGUGAGUACGACAUCUUGCGAGAUGAUAACCUGUUGUUCAAGAAACGCCUGGAGGACUGUGGAGUGAAAGUCAGGUGGUUCCAUUCUGAACAGGGGUUUCACGGGGUGAUGAAUCUUGCCAACCCAGGUCUUUUCUACUUUCCAGCUGGAGUAGAAAUCUUGGACUGUAUUAUAGACUUUGUCAAAAGUUUAUGA
This is a messenger RNA of Sphaerodactylus townsendi, 1269 nucleotides long. Its product is annotated as arylacetamide deacetylase-like 4. Gene Ontology annotation, cellular component: membrane. Gene Ontology annotation, molecular function: carboxylic ester hydrolase activity. The record is from RefSeq and is a predicted model, not a curated record. Lineage: Eukaryota; Metazoa; Chordata; Lepidosauria; Squamata; Sphaerodactylidae. Bases 1 to 1269 code for a protein of 422 amino acids. The transcript has 5 exons.